UAGAACGUCACAUGUUGUUUUUCCUCUCUUCUGUCCAGUCACUCAGUGAUAUGUGUUAUUUACUGUUGAACUGUUGCAGAUACCGAACGGCCAGCGCGCCGCUCAGAAUGGAGCAGUAGGCGCUGAUACGGACGGAGUUCCUUGCACUUUUAAAAACAGAACGCAUAAGUUGAAGAAAAAGUGAGAGUUCAAGACGCUACAAUGGCUAGUCCACCAACGACGACCGGACCUUUAUUUUCCAAUGCGAGCAUUAAUAAUAAUAAUAAGAUCGUUAAAAAAUGCGGGUACCUUAAGAAACAGAAGCACGGACACAAGCGGUUUUUCGUGCUGAAGGAGCAGAGCGAGGGUUUCCCUGCCAGACUGGAGUACUACGAGAACGAAAAGAAAUGGAAAAACAAGUCGGUUGCUAAAAGGGUUAUAGCCCUGGACUCCUGCCUGAAUAUCAACAAACGGGCAGACGCGAAACACAAACACCUGAUCGCCCUUUACACCAAGGACGAGUACUUCGCCGUGGCCGCUGACAACGAGCAGGAACAGGAAGACUGGUACGAAGUCCUGACUGAUCUAAUGAAUGAGGGGAGACCGUAUGACGGGUCCGCGUCUAAUUCGGCGUCUUCCCUGGUGGGAUUCGAGGAGGCGAACUACGGAAUGAUCACGCCUGCGACCGCGGUUUACAAAGAGGUAUGGCAAGUAAAUCUUAAAUCUAAAGGACUGGGUCAGAUAAAAAAUCUAACCGGGGUGUACAGACUGUGCCUAUCCAGCCGAACCAUUAGCUUUGUGAAGCUGAACUCUGAGGUCGCAGCUGUAAUUUUACAGCUUAUGAAUAUCAGGAGAUGCGGGCACUCCGACAGUUUCUUCUUCAUCGAGGUGGGCAGGUCUGCUUCCACCGGACCCGGGGAGUUGUGGAUGCAGGCAGAUGACUCAGUGGUGGCGCAAAACAUACACGAGACAAUUCUGGAGGCGAUGAAGGCCAUGAAGGAGCUGUCGGAGUUCCGGCCGCGAAGCAAGAGCCAGUCGUCCGGCACCAACCCCAUCUCCGUGCCCACGAGGCGGCACUUAAACAACCUGCCGCCCAGUCAGACCGGGCUGCUUCGGAGGUCGAGGACGGACAGCAUGGCGGCGACGUCCCCGGUCAGCAAGUUCACUUCCUGUCGGAUACGGACGGCCAGCGAGGGCGACAGCACGAUGGCGCGCCCGCUGUCCGUGAACGAGGGCUCGGUCAGUCCCGGCGCCCACCGGAACCUUCUGAACCGGUCCAACACCGUCACCGGCAGACCCUGCCGAUUGUUCGACUCUCUGCCGCUCCAGCACAGCAAAUCCAUGUCCAUGGCGGUGUCCCACUCCCCGCCGUCCGCGGUCAGCCCCGGCCACGGCUCCGGACCCGAGGCCAACGGCCACGCCCCCAAGGCCGCCCAGCGGCCGCCCAGCGACAGCGCCUCCGUCUCUGGGUCGCCCAGCGACGGCGGCUUCGCGUCGUGCGACGACUACGCGUCCAGUCCCGGUUACGCCCGGCACCACCUCGCCAACGGGAGCCGCACGCCCGAGUCGGUGGCCGACACGCCGCCCUCCCACGACGGCGGCGACCUGUACGGCUACAUGGUGAUGGAGAGGCUGAGCGGCGGCCUCCGGAGCCACCGGCUGACGUGCCGCGAGGAGGCGCUGGACUCCGCCAAGGCGUACAGGAAGCGCACGUACUCGCUCAACACCCCGCCCCAGCGCAGGGCCGUCACGCAGGUGUCGUCCACGUCGCUGGACGAGUACACGCUGAUGCGGGCCACGUACGCCGGCUCCCGGGCCACCUCCCCGAAAAUCGCCUACCCCGAGGACUACGGCGACGUGGAGAUCGGGUCUCUCAGGAGCUCGUCCAGCAACCUGGGCGACGACGGGUACAUGCCCAUGACGCCGGGCGCGUCCUCCAUGGGCAGCAGGAGCGAAGACUACGUGCCCAUGAGCCCCAUGUGCGUCUCGGCGCCGAAGCAGAUCAUCAAGCCCCGCUCGCACCCGGAGGUGGCGACGGGGGGCGGGUCCAGGACGGACUCCCUGAGCAGCGGCUCCCUGGAGGACAGCGGCUACGUGAGGAUGUGGUGCAGCUCCGGCGCCGGGGCGGAGGGGAACCUGGCCGACGGUGAGUACAUGAGCAUGUCGCCGGGCGAGCCCUGCGUCUCGCUCACGCCUCCGGAGUCGCUGUCCGGCUCGCCGUCCGCGGAGCCCUCCCGCUCGCCCCAGUCCUUCAACUCGCUGCCGCGCUCGUACAAGACGCAGGCGCCGCGGGGCGAGGACGCCGACCAGUACGUGAUGAUGAACCCGCAGGGCAGGAGGGGCCCGGCGGAGGAGCCCCGCUCCUGCGGCGCGGCGUCCCCGGGUCCCGCCGGGGCCCCGAACGGCUCGGCGGCGAUGCCCGUCAGAGGGAGCCGAAAGGAGCCUCUGCUCUCCAGGCUGAGAGCCAGCCGGCCGACACGACUGUCCCUGGACUCCGUGAGGACGUUACCCAGCAUGCACGAGGACCCCCUGCCCGCUGAGCCAAAGAGCCCCGGGGAGUACAUCAACAUAGAUUUCGGGGACCCCUCCCGCGUCUCCCCGCUGUCCUCGCUGGGGUCCGCUGGCCAGCUGUCUGACUACAUGAACAUGACGCUGAAUGUCAACGGCCUCCCCAGGCCGGGGAGUGCCACGGCCGGGCCUCUCGACGGGCGGUCCGAACUGUCAGCCGUGGGGUACGCCACGGCACCGGCCGACCCUGCGCGGCGUCUCGCUACCGCGAGUAGCGAUUACGCGGAGAUGGACCUUGGUGGCACCUCCCAGCGGGUGGCCUCGCGCGGCACAGAGGGUAGCCAGAUGGUUAGCCCUGCCGGUGGGCCACAGAGACCCGCCAUGCCGGAACAGGGCCUGUGCGGCCUGGAGGCCUUCCUGCUUCCAGCCUCCACCACGCAUCCGGACUGGGGGGCCAAGGUGAUCCGGGCCGACCCCCAGGGGCGCAGGCGGCACAGCUCUGAGACCUUCUCCUCCACCACCACCGUCACGCCCGUCUGCCCGUCCUUCGCCCACGACCCCAAGAGGCACGGCUCCGCCUCGGUGGAGAACGUCUCGGUCCGGAACGGCGAGGCCUCGGACCAGGAGUCCGGGAGCCCCAUGUGCCGCCAGACGUCGGCCGGCUUUCAGAACGGACUCAACUACAUCGCCUUAAACCUGAUGGACGGGAACCUGGGCACCUGCGAGAGCCAGGCCAGACUCAAGGCCGCCAGUCACUGCAAGAGCAGCAUCAACGGAAUCCACGGCACUCCUUACGUCAGCCUGGGGUUCAAGGAGACGGUCACCACUGUUAAAGAUUAAAGGGCAGCCCGGAUUGGACCGCGUUCGCCUGCGUGCGGUCGCUCGGUCGUCCCUGAGAGGAGGGGAAGUGCAGGCAGCGGGAUCCAGUGCGGCUGCAGACGUCCUGGGCCACACUUCCAAGACCCGACCAGCCCCGCCCCGCCCCGCCCCACCGCCUCCAAUCAGGAAUCACAGCGCUGUUUCACUCUGUAUGUCCGCAAUCACACAGCUGUUCCGUGUAGAUGAACGCUGGUAGAACCUUAUGUUCCGUGUAGAUGACCACAGGUAGAACCGUAUGUUCAGUGUAGAUGACCACAGGUAGAACCGUAUGUUCAGUGUAGAUGACCACAGGUAGAACCGUAUGUUCAGUGUAGAUGACCACAGGUAGAACCGUAUGUUCAGUGUAGAUGACCACAGGUAGAACCGUAUGUUCAGUGUCGAUGACCACAGGUAGAACCGUAUGUUCAGUGUCGAUGAACGCAGGUAGAACUGUGUGCAUCUUUUGUUAUUUUUUUUGUAGUUCCGCACUUGCUUUGUUUGGGCUCUGGGCUGCAAGUGGCCAGUUAAACCUCAUUCAUAAACCUGUGAUACAGUCUGCUGCUUAUCGGUCAUACAGGUGACGUACGAGUGCACACACGCACACGCAUGCACACACACACACACACACGCAUGCACACACGCACACACACACACACACACACACACACACACACACACACACACACACACACACACACACACAAGGUAUACGUCUACGUGUCCUUCUGUGGGUGGAAUUACAGAAUACCUGUCGUUGCUUUAAGCCCUACCUCAGAGGAAACGCCAGGUUGUUAACAUGCAAACUCCACAUGUAAAUUAUUCCCGAAAUAUUCAAAGUUGAAUGUGUCAUAUUACCAAUCCAAAAGCCUUACUAACUUUUUAUCAUGGAAUAUUUCUACUAAAGAUGCUUGGUUUGGACCUACACAUGCAGGAUAUCACAGACGAACCGUACGUCAUGAAUGUUUCUCAGUGAUGUGUGAACCCUAGGUCACUUUCCUCACGGACAACUUCAGAAGUUGAGCUUGUACUAUAUUUAAGAUUUCUUUCAAAUAUUUAUUUUGAUAUGAUUAUUAAUUAUUACACGGAAGGUAACGAGGAAGACAUUCAUUACUAGAUAAAAAUUUAAUAUUUAUAUAAAUAUAUAUAUAUAUACAUAUUCAUAUGCAAAGGAGACUCUUAAGAGGCAAGGCAGAUCCGGGACGCAAGAAAGGAAUGGAGAUUCCCGAUGUGUCCCGAUGGCGCCUCUUCACCGGUGUUCAGAUGAAGCACCGGCAUUCAAAUCUAUGGCACGUUGAUACACUUUAACCUUUGACCUCAGUCACCCAUAAUCCUCUCCGGUGACUCCCCUGCACUCACGGCCAGCGCCGGUCCCUGCAUCCCCCCCUCCCCCACUGUGACCGUUGAGCCACUCUCCUCUGCGAUUGGCUGGAAAGGGCGCUCCGGCGAAUGGGGUGGAGCGGUGAAACUCACCGGUGCUGCUUUCAGGGAUGUUCGGGGACUUUCACCGCGGGGAGACUGGGACUCACUCAUCUGCACACCGUGGCAUGGUCUUGCACAACACCCGGAUCACACAGAAGACAGGUCUGAAUGUAGAGUCAGCGUUCACCACUGGAGAUGAACGGGGGAAAAAGAGGGAAAACGAGGGAGAACGACACGUAAAUCGGCGGAAAGAAUGAGUCUGAUCUCACUUCGCUCAAACAAUGCCCAAUGUUGUAAAUAGUGUACAAAGACAGAGUCUACAGACGAAACGAGUUGACGUUUUUUUUUGUUUUAUCAUCUAAACUAUCAUUUAUAACAUGUCAUUUUCUGCAAAUAUGCAUCCCCCCCCCCCCUCCCCAGAUCAGCUGAAGCGCUAAGAAAGGCCUGUCUGCUUAGUGCAGGUUUUGGGCCAGGAGGAGACUUGGUGCAGUCUGAUGGAAUGCCACUAAAAAAAACUUUCUCACAAUGUUGUAAAAAAUUUAAAGAAAAAAAAAUCCAAUACUUGAUAAGAGUAAAUCUUACUACAUAGGUACAAUUCACCAACAGCAUAUGCAAUAUUUACAUGAAAACCUAGUUUACAGAACGGAACCAAAUGUUAUAAAUAUUGUAUUUUGCUGAUUGUUUUCUUUCUGCCAGUUAUUGGACAGUUCUUCUGUUCCCCCCCGUCCUCUUCCUUUCCCCAAUCGGUUGAUCUGAUCAGUGUAUUCUUCCCGAGUCUGUAUCUAUUAUUUCUAAAUAUCAAAGGGUUAAAUACAAGGCCUGACUGAUCUGGCUGUGUCUUCCAUUGUCUAUACUUCAUAUACUGUUAACUGUGAUCCUAUAUAAAGCUGAUAAUUUAAACUAGCGUAGUAAAGUAUUGCUUUUUGUCUGUACUGAUUAUGGAUAGCACAUGCAAUAAAAGAUUAUUUAAGAAAGCACA
This is a messenger RNA of Conger conger (European conger), 5743 nucleotides long. Its product is annotated as insulin receptor substrate 2-like. Gene Ontology annotation, molecular function: phosphatidylinositol 3-kinase binding; insulin receptor binding. The transcript is spliced from 2 exons. Lineage: Eukaryota; Metazoa; Chordata; Actinopteri; Anguilliformes; Congridae. Gene Ontology annotation, cellular component: plasma membrane; cytosol. Gene Ontology annotation, biological process: insulin receptor signaling pathway. The record is from RefSeq and is a predicted model, not a curated record. Bases 202 to 3327 code for a protein of 1041 amino acids.